AUGUCCAACUUCCUCACGCAUCCCUGCCUGGAGACCAUCGAAGCAUCCUUGAUUAUCGGAAAUGUCCUGUCAUAUAACAUGAAUCCCGGAGUGGCCUACAUCUUCCUCGGCAUGACGCUUCGUAUGGCAUUCUCGAUCGGCUUGCAAAUCAAUUCGCACAAUUUCCCAGAUGCAGAAAAAUGGACACGCCAUCGGAUCUGGUGGGCACUGGCGUGGCAGGACUCACAUUUUGCCGUCAGUUACGAUCGGCCGACCUCGAGCGUUUUGUGCAUGCCAGACAUCCCCUAUGCAAAGUUCAGCACUCCAGGAGAUCGAAGUUAUGCAGAGACCAUGUUUGGCAUCAUUCGAUUGACUCAGGAAAUUGUGCGAGAACGUCUCCUCCAUCCUCGCUCGUACAUGACGUGGGAGAGGAUUCGCAAAUAUACCCAGGAGAUUUCCGACAUUUGUUCGCAGGGUGCCGUGCAUCUUCGGGAGGCUAGCCAAUGUCAUACAAUGCCUCAGCAUCUCGAACGUCUGGCUCUGAGGAUUCACUGUGCGUACCUCACGAGCGAGUUGUGUCGGCCAGCUAUGAAGGAACCGCCUCCGUCGACGGCAGAAGGUGCCAACUCGUCCAACUUGACCCCGACCCAGUCUCCGCCAGGGGGCCGUCGGAAGACACCCCACCAUUCGGGACAAUCGCCUGGUUCGGCUCCCCUUGAUCCAACCACUCGAGCACAAUUUCGACGGCAGUGUGUUGACAAUCUGGAAGCGACCGUUGCGUCAUAUGUCGAAUUACACAAGACCAACCGGUUCGCUUCACGGUCGUGGAUCGUUCUGCAACGUGCAAUCUCUGCCGCCUUUCUGCUAGGUACUCUACCGGAAACAGGACAUGAUUCGACCAGAUUAUCGCUCCUGCGUGAUCUUGAGCAAGUCAUUGCCGAACGGAUAUCGGAGGAUGUUGCUUUCGAUAUUCCAACACAGGAAGGCACCGCGCAACCAGCUGUUUCAGGAGCCGAGUCACCUCUCGCUGAUCCACCAAACUGGGCUCGGAGUAUGGCGAAGUCGUUGAACGCGCUGGGGAAAUUGAAUGCCGCGCUCGCAGGACCGAAACCGCCGCCGAACCCUCAAGGCUCCGCCGCAUAUGUAUCCACCAUGAACGGCCAGACCGGUCCGAUAAAUGGAAGUGGAAGUGGAAGUGCGUUUACGGGAGUGCAAACAAUGGCCGCCGCCGCACCCGCGGCUACCACCACAACGACAACAGCAAGUCCUACGCAAGGACAGGGACAGGGACAAGGACAAGGCAGUUCACGGUCUCAGUAUCCCACCUUGACAAGCCUGAAACAGGAACCAUUCUCGCCAGCUCUAGGCACGAGUGCGAUCCUGAGCGCUGGUGCCGGAAUGGGUCCAAUCACCCCUGACAGCACCGCGUCCUCGAGUGAUUGGAAUUACGGCAACAUGCACGAAAGAGCGGCGGAGUAUAUUCAGGCGCCGCUGUGGGGGGACAGCAACCUGAACGGAUUUGCAGGCUAG
Messenger RNA from Capronia coronata CBS 617.96, 1509 nucleotides. RefSeq lists its product as uncharacterized. Gene Ontology annotation, molecular function: zinc ion binding; DNA binding; carboxy-lyase activity. The record is from RefSeq and is a predicted model, not a curated record. Gene Ontology annotation, biological process: DNA-templated transcription. The transcript has a single exon. Bases 1 to 1509 code for a protein of 502 amino acids. NCBI's taxonomy places the organism in Eukaryota, Fungi, Ascomycota, Eurotiomycetes, Chaetothyriales, Herpotrichiellaceae.